AUGGCCGCUGAACAACUCGCCAAGCUCUACCUUGAGCUCAUUGUGUCGCUGCAAAAAUCCCAAGAAGCUUAUAACGAUGUGCAAGCGAUUGUCCACUGGUACGAGGUGGCCAGAGAGAAGGCGACGAGAUUGGAUUCGCUGAGAAGACAGGUCGAGGUGAACCGUCUGGCGAAGGAGUACACUGCUCACCUCAAAAAAACCGCCGAUCUUCUUCGGAUUUUUCUGGAAGCUCAGCGGAAGUUCGACCAGUUCCUCCAAGAGAACUUCUAUGAGCUGGUCAGUAUAGUCGACAAUUUCCUUGAUCUGUGA
Caenorhabditis auriculariae is the source of this 309-nucleotide messenger RNA. NCBI's taxonomy places the organism in Eukaryota, Metazoa, Nematoda, Chromadorea, Rhabditida, Rhabditidae. The record is from the annotation of a GenBank genome assembly.